UACCAAUGACUCUCUGCUCUGUUUUUAUUAGAAGGAAGACUUUGGGUUUUUUAAUGCAUCAACACCCUCCCUCCUUACUCUGUUUUAUCUUACACUAGUCGUCUUCUCUGGUUUUUUUUUAUUUAUUACUAACACUAACACAGAUUAAAUAGACUAACUAAGUGCUUUUGCUAUUUUAUUUUUUUCUGCUUUUUCUUUUAGACUUUUUUUUUUGGUAAAAUGAACUGGAAUGAACCGAAGAAAUUUGACACAUAAACCGAGGGUGGCUUAUUGUGUACCAACUGUAGUAGAUUCCCUCUUCUCUUCUCCCCUUUCUCAGCUUUGGGUCGUUUUCGCCCUGUAAAUUUCCUCUAUUUUCUUUUUCUUGAAGCGGUUUCCUAAUAAACCUGAUUACACAUUUUGAGAGCCACCCUAGAGUAGAAAAAAGAGGCAGAUUAACAAUCAAAGCUUCGAAAAUUCAUUACGUUCUCAACUUCUCAGUCUUGUUCAGUUUUCCCUUAAUAGGAUUUGUGUUAAUAUUAUUACUCUUCUCAACUACUACUCUUUACUUUUCCUCUGUUGCUCUAUCUUUCAUAAAAAAAGCAACUUUGUCUUCUCCAUUUUGAGCUCGCAAGCCAAAUAAACCGCUAACCAGUAACCAAACCUAAGAGAAAGUUAUACUAUUUGUUCCCAUUUUCGUCCAAAUCCCACCUGCUUUUUUGGGGCUGGAAGUGUUUGUUUACUCUGUUUUCGUCUGGUACAAACUAUAUCGUAUUUGUUUAAAGAAUUUUUUUAUUAUUAUUAUUAUUAUUCUGCACUGACAAGAGGGGUCUUGUUUAAAGUGGGGUUUUUAGUAUUUUUUUGAGGCUGCGAAAAUGGGGUGUUUCUCAGAGAUUAUGUUUGGAGGUAGGAAAAUGGGAUCAUCUCUCUGAGCUGGGUACCAAAGAUUUUCCUGCAAAAUGGGCUGUACAAACUCCAAAAACGAAAAGGACGAAGCUUUGCGUCUAUGUAAGGAGCGUCGCAGGUUCAUCAAGCAAGCCAUCGAUUCAAGGUACGCUCUCGCAGCUGCCCACGUGUCCUACACUCAAUCUCUCCGGAACAUCGGCAUUGCUCUCCGACGAUACGCCGAGGCCGAGGUGUUGAUAGAAUCGUCUCUAUCGAUUUCUGACAAGACCCCAUCUCACUCCUCUUACCCUUCUCCAUCGCCGUCACAUCUUGCCGAAGUUUCAGACUCGCCGUUACACAAUGAAGUGACCGUGUCACCGGCGGUGCCUGCUUUGAGCUACAUGAGGUCAGGGGGUACUACCGCCGUUACUGUUAGCUUCAGUCCUGUUAAUGAUGGUUAUGCGGAGGAGUUUCCAAUGCCACCGCCUCCUCCUCCUCUUCCCGAGUCAGGGUCUUGGGAUUAUUUUGACCCCAUUGAUGAGAAUGACAGCUUUAGAUUUAUGGGAAACAAUGAAGUCGAUUUGAAUUUUAAUGAAAUGAAUGGGUGGAGGCAGUUUAAGAAUGAGGGAGCUAGUUCAAAAGGAGGUCAUGGAGCUCGUGAAGGGACUUCAAGGACUGAAAUGGAGCAAAAGACUUAUGGGGUCCCAUGUAAUUCAGUUGAUGAAUCAAAUAAGAAUGGUGAUGAUUUGAGUAACGCUGGGAAAGUUGAUGGUUCUCUUCAAGAGAGUAAUGGUGAGAAUAAACAGUUGGAUAUCAAACGACAUGUUAAUGGAGCAAUUGGCAGUGUGCCAGGAAAACUUGCAAUUGAGCAUAGCAGUUCAAAGAAGAAGGCGUCAGCAGAGAAAAACUUGAGUGGAGAAAGAGAGGAUCCUUCAGACUUUAUUACUCACAGGGCUAAAGAUUUUCUUUCAAGCAUUAAGGAUAUAGAGCAUCGAUUUUUUAGAGCUUCUGAAUCAGGAAAGGAGGUGUCUAGGAUGCUCGAGGCAAAUAAAAUCAGGGUUGGUUAUUCUGAAGCAAAAGGGAGAUCAUCUGCCUUGACAUUUUUACAAGCUUUUCAGGUUGCUUGCUGUCAAGGAAAUUCUGCCUUUGUCUGUCAUGAUCCUUCACAAGGAACUAAGGUUAUCACAUGGAAACGAACAACGUCCUCAAGGUCAUCAUCAUCGAGGAAUGCUCUUGCCACAGCCUCAAAGGAAGAUGGGGAUGACAGUGGAAGUGACUUUGUUGAAGAAUUCUCCAUGAUUGCUGGAAGUCAUUCCUCCACUCUAGAUAGACUGUAUGCAUGGGAGAGAAAACUAUGUGACGAAGUGAAGGCAAGUGAAUCCAUCAGAAAGGACUAUGAUGAGAAAUGUGAACAGCUUCGCUAUAUGUUUGCAAAGGAUUAUAGCAGUCAAGCAAUUGAUAAAAUCCGUGCAGUUGUGAAAGACCUACACUCACGCAUAAGAGUAGCAAUUCACUCUGUUGAUUCAAUAUCCAAGCGGAUUGAGAAAAUGAGGGAUGAAGAGUUGCAUCCACAACUUGUUGAACUUACUCAGGGAAUGAUCAGAAUGUGGAAGGCCAUGCUCGAGUGUCAUCAUUCACAGUACAUCACAAUCUCAUUGGCAUACCAUUCGAAGAGUUCAACUGGAACGCCACAAGGAGAUGCGCACAGGCAGAUCAUGGAUCAACUCUUGCAAGAGCUCGAAUGUUUCGGUCUUAGCUUUGCAGACUGGAUCAACGGCCUCACAUCAUAUGUGGAAGCACUCGAUAAUUGGCUUCAGAUCUGCCUCCUUCCACCAAGAGAACGCUCAAGGAGAAGCCUGUUCUCUCCUCGUCGAUCUCAUGGUCCACCUAUAUUUGCUGUAUGUCGUGAUUGGGUAAUGAAGAUAAGAGGGUUGUCAUCUAAUGAAUUGACCGCUGCAAUCAGAACCUUCAUGUCUGAUUUGCAUCACAUGAUGGAGAACCAAGCAGAACUGCAGAAGAAGACAGUCGAGGCCAAGACUGAAGAAUCAGAAAACAAAGAUGACGAGAACAGCAGCGGGGAUUCAUCAUCGAAUCUCAGCUGCAUACAAGCAAGCUUGACAAAAGUCCUUGAUAGACUGACAAAGUUUUCAGAGGAGUCUCUUAAAAUGUAUGAAGAUAUUAAGCAGACAAAUGAGACAGCUCGAACUCAAUAUUCCAACUGCAGAUCUACUAGAUGAUGAAAGGGUUAUGUAAUUAGGAGAUUUUGAGAAUAUCUUGAGUUUCUUGUUGGGAGAUUAGAUUGUAUAAAGUUAAAGGCUUGCAAAAAAUUCCAAUAAGAUAUUUUAAGAAAAAAAAAAGAAAAACAAAGAAUAAACAUAUUUUGAAAUUGAGUACCAAACUUUAACCAAAAACGUAAUUUGAAAAUUAAAUUUGGGUACCAAAACUUUUUCUAAGUGCUUAUGGUAGUCUGAGUAUAUGGUAUAUGAAAACACCUCCGAAGUUGUGCCGGGAGAUUUUACUAUGUGUUUUUUUUAUUCUGUGUUCAGAUGAAUAAAUACACUUGGAUUGUUAUUA
Molecule: messenger RNA, 3438 nt
Organism: Humulus lupulus (European hop)
Lineage: Eukaryota; Viridiplantae; Streptophyta; Magnoliopsida; Rosales; Cannabaceae
Product: protein ALTERED PHOSPHATE STARVATION RESPONSE 1
Exons: 5
Coding region: 939-3101 (720 amino acids)
Source: RefSeq, a predicted model, not a curated record